Messenger RNA from Protopterus annectens (West African lungfish), 3189 nucleotides. RefSeq names its product mevalonate kinase (gene MVK). The coding region runs from base 227 to 1420 and encodes 397 amino acids. NCBI's taxonomy places the organism in Eukaryota, Metazoa, Chordata, Ceratodontiformes, Protopteridae. Gene Ontology annotation, biological process: isoprenoid biosynthetic process; cholesterol biosynthetic process. Gene Ontology annotation, cellular component: cytoplasm. The record is from RefSeq and is a predicted model, not a curated record. Gene Ontology annotation, molecular function: ATP binding; mevalonate kinase activity. The transcript is spliced from 11 exons.
AAUCUUGAAGGCAGCUGUAGUUUCUUAUUGGAUACGGCAAGGCAGUACUAACCGAGUUAAAUUCGAUAGCUGAGAAAUAUAAUUAGCUAGAUGCAUGUAUUUUCAUUCUUUUUAGCAUUUGAUUGUUUAUAAUAAUCUUGUUAUUGUCUUCCUGUGCAGUCAAUGACAGCUUAGUGCGUGGCAGAAAAGUGGAGUAAGUGUGCGUUCUGUAUUCAAAAAUUAAGAAAUGGCAGACCAAUCAUUUAUUCUGUCUGCACCAGGAAAGGUGAUACUUCAUGGAGAACAUGCAGUGGUUUAUGGGAAGAUUGCAAUAGCAAUUGGUGUAAAUUUAAGAACAUUCCUUCGACUACAGCCCUGUGACAAUGGAAAAGUUACCCUAAGUUUACCAAAUACUGACACCCAUGUGAGCUGGAACCUGCAUGAGCUCGAAUCACUAACAUCAGCAUAUUAUCAAAAUGACUUGGUUAAUCCCCUUCCCCUGUUGCCUGAGCAAAUUGAAAAGCUCAGACAGUUUUCAGGGAUUCCAGCUGGAGACGCAGACACCAGGAUCCUUGCUGUUCUAGCCUUUCUGUAUUUGUAUCUUUCUAUUUUUGCCAAGUCCAGGUUGCCAAGUUUGAAGAUUGUAGUAUGGUCUGAGCUGCCCACAGGAGCUGGCCUAGGAUCCAGUGCUGCUUAUUCUGUCUGCAUGGCAGCUGCUCUGUUAAAUGCUGGUAGUGUAAUUAGCCACUGCCCACUGGAUGGGGUGGAGACAGCAAGGUGGAACGAAAAUGAGUUGGAUAUUAUUAACAAGUGGGCUUUUCAAGGUGAAAAAAUAAUUCAUGGAAACCCAUCUGGGGUCGAUAAUGCUGUUGGCACUUGGGGUGGUGCACUAAAAUACAAGGCUGGAGAAAUCACACCAUUGAAAAGGGUACCAGUUUUAAGGAUUCUUCUGACAAAUACCAAGGUACCUCGAAGCACAAAAAUCCUGGUAGCAGGAGUACGAGACAGACUUAAAAAGUUUCCUGGUAUAAUAAAUCCCGUUCUGGAUUCAAUAGAUGCAGUGUCAUGCAAAUGUGAACAUGUUCUGGAAGAAAUUGCUGAGCAUCCUUCUUUAAGUCACUACUGUGUUUUAGAGGAACUAUUCGAUAUAAACCAGCAGCACCUAAAUGUGUUAGGCGUAGGUCAUCCUUCUUUGGAUAGGUUGUGCCAAGUGACUUUGUCACAUGGACUGCACAGUAAGCUGACUGGGGCAGGAGGUGGCGGCUGUGGAAUCACAUUACUAAGGCCAGAUACUGACGCUUCAGUAAUAGUAGCUGUUUUGCAAGAGUUGAGAGACUGUGGCUAUGACUGCUGGGAAACGAACAUCGGAGCACCAGGAGUGUCACUUCACGUACCGUCAGCCCUCAGAGAAGAAAUUCUGCAUGCUGUCAGUGGACUGUGAUGCUAUUAGAGUUGAUGAAUGGAUUCAGUUUUAUCAAUGUCUGAAAUAUAAAAAAAGUGGCAUACUUCAUUUCUGCGCAGUAAAAUGGACCAACUUGAAGUGUUACAAAAACAGACUGAAUACAUAUGUUGUAUAAUUCAAAUAGGCCACAGAUAGGAUACAGAUAUUUUAAACUGCUGUAUGACGAUUGACUGAUAUGAAUGUUAAUUUAAGGCACCAUAACACUUUUAAGAAGCUCUUCAAGGAACAUUAAAUAAGCUUUCAAAACAGAUUAACUUUGGAAGAAUGGAAGAAUUUUUUACAUAGGUAAUGGUGUGGGGCAGUGAUUUGCAGUUGGUGUAAUAUAUUACUUUACUGAACGAUGUAUCAAGGGGAUUUGGCUUUGUGAAAAAAAAUGCAGAACUGCUUCCUUUUCUUUCUGCAAUAUUUAUAUGUAGAAUUCCAUGCUAUAUGCACAUACUUUUAAUGCAUUGUAUUAAUAUACUGAGCCAGAAUGCAUCAUUGGCAUUUGGCAUAGUGGAAAAAAUGUAUGUCAUUACUUUCUGCUAUAAUUACAUCAUGCAAGAUUAAUAUGUAUAUAGAUAGUUUAAUAUCUGGUGCUUACUUGUCCUCUAAAAUAACUUAAACAUUUUUUUUUCCAAAAUCUUGAACUAUAUUUAAGAAAAAAAGUAAAUCUAAUAAAGUUUUACCAACCUUUAUUAAGACAGCGUAAAUAUUCAGACUUUUACUUUUAUUUCUUAGUCAAGAUUGUAACAGUUACUGUUUUAUAAAUAUUGUCCAACAGCAGAUGAGCUUCAGUACCAUUUUGAAUUUUAAUGCUUAUUACUAUUCAGUGUUGUGUAUUCAUAUCUGUUAUACUGUAACAUGUAUGUGUACUUAUCUCUGCACUCUGCCCAGGCUGUUGCUUAAAAGGUACACUCACCAGGUCAAAAAACAAAAACAAAUCGGAUAAGGUACUAUAGGUAGUGAUGUCGGCUUUCUGCAAUUUCACCGAUUAGUUAAAUGCCUAGAGGUGACCUGCUGGGUUCAUGGCACGGAGAGGAGGGUCUGACUGUAACCCAAAUGACUUGUGAUCAGUUACUGACCUGGGCAGUAGAGAAUCUGGCAAUGGUGGGUGGGAGUCUGUGGUUGACUCUAACUUGCCCAUUCAAAAGGAGGGAGGCAGAAUAGCCCAUAUUGGGAUAUGGAAGAUAGGCUGCAUGGCCCAUCCAGUGAGAAGGCAGGGAGGCAGCAUGGCCCAUCUUGUGAUUAGGGAGGAAGGCAGUGUGGUCCAUCUUGUGAUUAGGGAUGGAGGCAGCAUGGCCCAUCCUCGGAGGAAGGAAGGAGGCAGCAUGGCCUAUCCUGGGAAGAAGGAGGGAGGCAGUGUGGCCCAUCCUGGGAAGAAGGAGGGAGGCAGCAUGGCCAAUCCUGGGAAGAAGGAGGGAGGCAGCAUGCCCCAUCCUGGGAGGAGGGAGAGAGGCAGUCAGGCAGCGUGUUCCAUCCUGGGAGGAGGGAGGCAGCACUGCCCAUUCUUGGAGGAGGGAAGCAGUAUGACCCAUCCUUGGAGGAGGGUGGGAAGCAGCAUGGCCCAUCCUGUAAGAAGAGAGGGAGGCAGCAUGGCCCAUCCUGUGAGAAGGGAGGGAGGCAGCAUGGCCCAUUCUGUGAGAAGGGAAGCAGGCAGCAUGGCCCAUUCUGUGAGAAGGGAGGGAGGGCAGCAUGGCCCAUCCUGGGAGGAAGAAGGGAGGCAGCAUGGCCCAUCUUGGGAGAAGGAGGGUGAAAAGCAGCAUGGC